Penicillium daleae is the source of this 1575-nucleotide messenger RNA. Its product is annotated as fungal specific transcription factor domain-containing protein. Gene Ontology annotation, biological process: regulation of transcription by RNA polymerase II; DNA-templated transcription. The record is from RefSeq and is a predicted model, not a curated record. Gene Ontology annotation, cellular component: nucleus. NCBI's taxonomy places the organism in Eukaryota, Fungi, Ascomycota, Eurotiomycetes, Eurotiales, Aspergillaceae. Gene Ontology annotation, molecular function: RNA polymerase II cis-regulatory region sequence-specific DNA binding; DNA-binding transcription activator activity, RNA polymerase II-specific; zinc ion binding. The transcript has 2 exons. Bases 1 to 1575 code for a protein of 524 amino acids.
AUGCAUAUCCCGUCAUUCUACCAAGAAUAUGACCGCUUUUGGGAAAACUCGUGCUCCGCGUCAACGGGAUUCGUCAUGAAGCUGCUGCUGAUCCUGGCAAUUGGAUCCGUAUUUUAUUGUAAGCCAGGUCCAUCGAAUGAGCUCGGUUUACCAACUCGACAAUGGAUCUAUGCUGCUCAGUGGUGGAUUUCUGGACCAUUUGAAAAAGAACGUGAGAGUAUUGAAGGGUUGCAGGUGCAUUGUCUUCUGCUUCUUUGUCGCCAAGCAUAUGCAAUGGAUAAAGAAUCGAAUUGGACCGCUGCUGGGACUUUGUUACGCCAAGCUAUCCACCAGGGUCUGCAUCGCGACCCUAGGAAUUUCCCGGCGAUUUCAGCCUUCAAUGCUGAAAUGCGGCGUCGGAUAUGGGCCUCUAUUCUCGAAAUAAAUGUCCAGCUUUCACUCGAUGCAGCCAUGCCUCCGCUGCUGGCUCCAGAGGACUAUGAUACGCUCCCUCCAGCAAAUCUAGGUGACGAUGACUUUGACCAGUCGACGACUGAUAUACCUCCAUCACAGCCCAAGUACUACUGGACCACAUCGUCUCUGCAGAAUCUCCUCUGCCAGUCCCUCCCUGUACGACUCCGUAUUGCACGAACAAUCAACGAUUGUAGCAAGGAGCAAUCCUACGAGAAGGCACUGCAAUUGGGUGGGGAGGUAGCAGCAGCUUGCAAGGAAAUGGCCGCUCUGUUUCACACAUGGCUUCCCCGGACCGGCAAAAGCAUGCUUCGACCAACCCAGUUUCACCACCGAGUCAUGGACACUAUUCUACGGCGAUUCUUGCUCAAUCUAUACCGCCCAUUCACAGCUCAGGCCGCUCAAGAUCCGCGAUUCUAUCUAUCACGGAAACUCAGUAUCGACUCUGCGCUCAUAUUAGCAUCUUAUACAGAGGAUCCUUCUCCGACUUCGGGGGCUGAUCAAACCCCGUAUCAAGACUUCCAUCGAUUAUCUCUUUCCGGGGCUGGCGUCUUCAAGGGUUGCCUUUCACUGGAUGUCAUCAUAGUAAUCAGCCUGGAACUCAUCACCCAACUGGAAGAAGAAGGUGCCAUACUACCGAUCAGCCCUCAAUCGUACACAUCAAACGGAGCUGAUCAAAUGGUGCAUGCAGCUCGCAGGCCACUCAUUCAGGCUCUUGAGCGAAUCAAAGACCAUAUUUAUGAAGGCUUGGUUGCAGGAAUCCCGAGUAUGAAGCGGUAUUGUCUUCUUGUCGGUGUUCUUGCACAGGUUCAAGCUGUGCCUCAUGGAGAGCAGGCAGAGUGGACUCAUAUUCGUGAAGCCUUCAUGGAAAGUAUGAAGACGUGUCGCAAGCUACUGCAACAACAUAUCUUGAAUGAGUCUCCGGCAACGGCGACUGAUGGCACACUGCUUACGCCGGCUGACAAACUGUGCGAGUUCACACCCGAGAGCGCGAUUGGGUCAAGCUUGGAUCUUGACCUCAUGAUUCCGGCUCUCGGCUUUGAUGAUUUGAGCUUCUGGAAUAUUCCUGGCAUUCUGGAUACUGAAGCAUUCAUGGGCUCGCAAUACGGGCAAGAAACAAUGUAG